AAAUCAAACAACACCCUUGAUUGUAGUCAACCUCAGAAAUACAAAUCAUCACCAACAACUCUAACAAAAAGAAAUAUAUAUUUUCUUGAUCGGAAGGCUCAUACUAUAGGUAUAUCAACAUACAAAAUUUGUUCUUUUUCCUUGUCGGAUCACAAGAAGAAACAAGCCUUGUUAUAUAGAAUAGACGAUCACACACACCCGAUAUUGCAUGCAGGAAAAGUUACUCCUCUUGAAUCAUCAACAAUAUAACAACUCUUUGAAAUUAAUUUCUUGCUUUGAAGCCUUGUUGUUUAGACUUGCUUCUUUUGAAUUGCUAAUUAAUUUGUACAUUGAAAAGGAAAAACCAAAUAAUUAUUAUUAUUCUACUAGUAACGCCAGUGCUAUUAUUACUCAUCAAAAUAAUGACUUCUGCCUCAACAUUGACACCAUCAGCAGCCUCAGCAGACGAGCCACCAUCACCAUCAUCAUUGACAAUUAUUGAUUCAUCAAUUGUCGUUAAUGGAGAUGAUCAUGAACGUAUUGGAAACAAAACAAACGGAAAUGUACAACACUGUACAAGUUCUACUAUGGAUCAGAAGGGUCACUGCUCACGUUGUGGUGCCUCGAGAAAGAGAAGCAAUACCAGACCGAUCAUGCAAAAUGUGACAACUGUGGCCACUCGUCAGAGCUCUCGUUCUGCACCUCCUUCUUAUCCAAUUUCCAGUCGUGACUUUAUUAAUUACUUGAGACAAAAUAAGGAAAUUGCCAAGAAUGUAACUGUUAGACUCGUUAGACCAAUAGAACCUGUAUCUAUUGCUGAAGAGGAGGAAGCUGUAACUCUCACAUUGGAUGCCUCAAUUAUCAAUCCAUUCUACAACGCGCUCAAGGAAAAGAUGAGAGGAACUGUAUUGAAACCAUUUUCAUUGGAAUUUUCAAUUGAGAAUAGUAUUGGUAAAACAAGAGCUAGUGGAAAAACAAAUGACAUGUUCUAUUGUCCUUGCGAUAUUGCCAUCUCUUACAAUAGCUCAACAAUUCUCGUAUUGGAUAUGGGAAAUAAUAGAAUACAAGUUUUUACAACAGGAUGGAGAUAUAGAACUACCAUUAAUCUACCAGCUAAACAUUUGUGCAUUGAACCAAAUUUUGAUGGAAAGAAGAAUGAUGCUCUCAUUAUUAGUUGCAACGACCAUUGUAUUUACAAGUAUGAUUUGGAAAAACUUAUAGCAUGCUCAAAGAAUGGCCAAAAGUGCGACUUUAUUUGGAGAGCUGGUACACCAAACUCUAAGGGAAAGAGUCCAAACCAAUUCAAUUUACCAAGUGGUAUGGUUUGCUCGAAUGGAAAUAAGGAGAACAAUUUUGAGAGAAUUCUCUAUGUUUGUGAUUGUAACAAUAAUAGAGUACAAAUUUUGAGAACUAGUAAUGGUAAUUUAUUGGAAAGCAUUGGAGAAACCCCAGAGGUUGAUUCCAUUUUUUUCAAGGGACCUUGGAGUAUUGAUUUGAAUGCUCGUGGAGAGGUGAUUGUUUGUGAAGUUGAUGGACAUCGUUUACAAACAUUGGUCAAGAAUGAUAGUGGAAAUUGGACCUCUAUUCAAACUUUUGGAAUUAUUAGUGGAUAUUCCUCUUCAUUCAAUCAUCCAAGAAGUAUUGUCAUUGAUAAGGUCAGAAACAACAUUAUUGUUUGUGAUCAAGACAAUAACCGUAUUGUAUCCUUGAACAACACAACAGGUGAUGUGGUUCAAAUUUUCGGUAGCGCAGGUAGGAGAAUGGAUCAAUUCUUCAAACCCUUCUCUCUCUGUUUAAACGAAUUCUCAGGAGAAUUAUACGUUGCUGAUUUUUGUAAUCAUCGAGUUCAAAUUUUCAAAUAACUUUACAAUAACGUGAGAAACCCAAUUAAGGUCUUUAUAUCUACAUUAAAAAAAAUAACAAACAUAUAUUUAUUCAUCAAA
This is a messenger RNA of Naegleria gruberi, 1922 nucleotides long. RefSeq lists its product as uncharacterized. The transcript has a single exon. NCBI's taxonomy places the organism in Eukaryota, Heterolobosea, Eutetramitea, Acrasida, Naegleriidae. Gene Ontology annotation, molecular function: ubiquitin protein ligase activity; protein binding. The coding region runs from base 402 to 1841 and encodes 479 amino acids. Gene Ontology annotation, biological process: protein polyubiquitination; proteasome-mediated ubiquitin-dependent protein catabolic process. The record is from RefSeq and is a predicted model, not a curated record.